Messenger RNA from Coccomyxa subellipsoidea C-169, 2200 nucleotides. RefSeq lists its product as hypothetical. Lineage: Eukaryota; Viridiplantae; Chlorophyta; Trebouxiophyceae; Coccomyxaceae. Gene Ontology annotation, cellular component: membrane. The transcript has 11 exons. Bases 434 to 2200 code for a protein of 588 amino acids. Gene Ontology annotation, molecular function: glycosyltransferase activity. The record is from RefSeq and is a predicted model, not a curated record.
UGUAAAUCGACUGACGGUGCUUUCGUUGCGGUGAAUAGCCUUCUCAUCGGCAGCGUGGAUUGGUGGUCCGAACUUCAUUUCCGCGGCAGCUGUUUUUCUCGAUCGUGAUGUCCGUUCAUUUCAUCUUGUUGUAAGUAUAUAGCGGCUUCGAAGGCAUCCAAGGCAACGAAAAUCAGGCAUCCUUCUUUCGUUCACACAUUUUUGUACCGCAAAGGGAGGAGCACUUUCAGAACAAAAAAUGGUUCUGUUCAGCAUGGAGAACCUAUGUGAAGGAACCUGACAACGUCCCUCCUGAUGUGGAAGAUAUGUGGAAUACAGCUGCGGAGCAGCUGAUUGUAGCCAUCGAAUCUCUAGGCAUCUUGGCAAGCGCUUGCGGUCGCUACAGCGCGUUGAGCGCUUGGUAGGACCUCCUGACGGACUCCAGGCUGCAGAAAUGUCUCGGCCUGGCUCAGCAGAUGCUCGAAGGGUCCACCAUGGCUCCCCAUCAACAAGUAGUGUCACUGAGGACGUGGGAACCACCAGUCCUCUCAGCCCGAAACGCUCGUCCUCCCAGCGCCUACUCAGGCAACCAUCUGGCAGCCCAGUCAAAGAGGGUGCUGUGUGGGGGCGGACAUGGGGCAAAGUGGCAGCGAUUGUUGCGUUAGCGCACCUCCUAGUGGUGCUGUAUGUACUGCUAGGGUCAAGGAGGGGAGCGGCAUCCCUGACGGGGCUGCUCAGUGGGCAACCAGUGAAGGCACGGGCGCUCGGAAAUGGCGCUAGAUUAGAUACAAAUACCAGCAUGUGGCAUCCAAAGGGCGCGGAGUGGGGCGAGGGGGAUCCGGAGACGGAUGCAGAGGCGGAGUCACAGCGGCUGUGGAGAGAGGGGAACGUGCUGCAGCUGACAUCUCACAGGAAGCAGGGCGCGCGGCAGCUGUGGGGAAAGGGCCUCGCCCUCAAGCGGCCGCCCGGCGACAGCGCCUCCUGGUGGCACCAGGCCAGGGCAUUUGUGGGGCAGACGCUUGGCGUGGAUGGCGGGGCGAAGGUGAGCAGGACUACCUCCCAUCCGGAGGUGCUGGUGGACAAGUGUGCAGAGGCGCUGCAUAUCCCAAAGGUGGCGAUGAUGUUCCUGACGCGGGGGGACCUGCACCAGGAGCCGGCGUGGGAUCUGUGGUUCAGGCAUGCGGAGGGCCUGGUGCCUAUAUCAGCGCUCAAGGUGCACGGCUGCGGCACCUCUUUUGUUAGUCACCUACGCGGCGUUUGCGGGCACGCCGCGGGAGACGGGCCCAUCCAGCGCCAGCACCUCUUCAGCGUCUACGUUCAUGUCGGCGCCAACGAGGCCGCCUUCAAAGGCUUUGCCAACACGAGCGUGUUUUAUGGGCGGGACAUAGUGGACCGCGUGCACGUGGAGUGGGGCACCUUCUCGCUGGUUGCGGCGCUAAAAAACCUGCUGCAUGCGGCGCUGGAGGACCCGCUGAACCAGAAGUUCAUGCUGCUGUCUGAGAGCGGCAUCCCGCUGUACCCCGCGGAGACCCUCUGGGUGGAGCUCAUGGUGGAGGAGAAGAGCCGCGUCAACGCCUGCGAGCUCGGGACGCUGAACAACAUGUACCACCGGUGGGCGCCGGAGAUGGAGAGCGACGCGCUGAAGGUGUCGCACUGGCGCAAGAGCAGCCAGUGGGCCGUGCUGCGCCGCGACCACGCGCAGAUCAUCGCCGAUGACACGGCGGUGGCCGACGCCUUUACCAAGCACUGCUACAUGGAGUGGCGCGACAACGUCUGGCGCGACUGCUACUCCGACGAACACUACCUCGGCACGCUGCUCGCCUCCCGGGGGCUGGACAAUGAGACGGACUGCCUGGGCCACAUCACCUACACACACUGGUCCUACGGCGAGGCCCACCCCAAGGCAUUCACCCCAGACGACAUCAACGCCGAUGCGCUGCGGGAGAUGCGGCAGCCGGCCACGGGGUGCAAUGCGCCGCCGGCGAUCGUGACGGCCGCGGCGCAAUUUGUGGCGAUCGAGGACGUGCGCUCCAAGACCUGCGGCAUCAAGCCUAUCGACUACUCCUACUCCCUCGGCUACCACUGUCCCAUGAUGGCGCGCAAGUUCCCCAAGGACACCGCGCAGACCAUCAGCGCGCUGCUGGCGGAGUGCAGCAACCAGCUCAACAUCGUCACCAGCCCCAAAUGCGCGCACCUCAGGCACAUGCUGCACUCCCUCUGA